Molecule: messenger RNA, 2265 nt
Organism: Paramacrobiotus metropolitanus
Lineage: Eukaryota; Metazoa; Tardigrada; Eutardigrada; Parachela; Macrobiotidae
Product: aldehyde dehydrogenase, dimeric NADP-preferring-like
Exons: 12
Coding region: 338-1906 (522 amino acids)
Biological process (GO): aldehyde metabolic process
Cellular component (GO): cytoplasm
Molecular function (GO): aldehyde dehydrogenase (NAD+) activity
Source: RefSeq, a predicted model, not a curated record
AACUGUCUUGAAGUAUAGAAGUACGUAUGCGAGCUGUCGCAGUUCUGCAACCAAAAACAGAAAUCCACAAAACCUGUUUGUGUUGUGUGUCAUUUGUACAAAGUAUCUGAAAGUUAGCUGACGACUUCGGUCAAAGAUGAAAAAGUUGCUAGACCUGUUAUUUGCCCAUUAAGGAAGACCUCGUUAUCCUUUUGGUUGUGUCAGAAAUUGAUAAGGACGGACAAAUCAUAACUGAUGACCGCGAAAGUUUGCGAUCAAAGUCCAGUUCUCCCCCUGCGGAAUAUCGGUUGCUUCUGUAAUUUGCUUCUGCAGUCUGAAGAUUUUACAGAACAGCACCAUGAGAUUGUCACCUUCCCAAAAUGGCGAUACUAACAGCGGCCAUCCCAAAGUCAUUGUGGAGCGCUUGAAUGCAGCGUUUCGCACUGGGAAGACCCGAUCAUAUGACUUCCGAAAAGCGCAGCUCACGCAGUUGCUGCGCUUUUUCGACGAGAACACCGACACUCUGUGUGAAGCACUAUGGAAAGAUCUGCACAAGCCUCGGCAAGAGGCCAUUCUGACGGAGAUAGAGAUAGUGAAGAACGAGAUCCGGAAGUGCCUGCAUGAUUUGAAGAAAUGGAUGGGACCGCAUCCGGUGGAAAAAUCCAUCUCCACUCUCAUGGACAAUCCGUACAUUCUGUAUGAACCCUACGGAACUGUGCUGAUUAUUGGCGCAUGGAAUUACCCGGUGAAUUUAUUGCUCAGUCCCAUGGUUGGCGCCAUCGCAGCUGGAAACUGUGUGUUGCUCAAACCAUCCGAAGUGUCUGAAAACACGGAGCGCACAAUUGAGCAACUGCUUCCGCGAUACCUGGACAAGGAUUGCUUCGAAGUUGUCUGCGCCGGUCCUGAAGACACUGGGAGAAUAUUAAAAGAAAAGUUUGACUAUAUUUUCUAUACUGGAAGCACUAUGGUCGGGAAGAUCGUGUAUGAAGCUGCAGCGAAGCAUCUUACUCCCGUUACGCUGGAACUUGGUGGAAAAAGCCCGGUUUUUGUGGAUUCGACAGCCGAUAUGUAUUUGACAGCCAAAAGGAUUAUGUGGGGAAAGAACCUAAAUGCUGGCCAGACAUGCAUUGCUCCUGAUUACGUGUUGUGUACUCCUGCCGUUCAAGGUAAGUUGGUCGAUGCAAUGAAAAAGGCUUCCAAAGAUUUGCUGGCCGAUCCUAAACAAGCUCCGGACUUCUGCCGCAUUGUGUCCACUCGGCAGUUCGACCGAUUGAAAGGAUUAUUGGAACAGCAAAAUGUUGCUUUCGGUGGCGAUGUGGAUACUACAUCCCGUUACAUUUCACCCACAGUGCUGAGGGACGUGGAUCCGGAAUCGCCCGUUAUGAAACAAGAGAUUUUUGGGCCGAUUUUGCCAAUUGUUCCAGUUAAAGAUAUCGAUUCCGCGAUUAAUUUUGUCAAUAGUGGCGAGAAACCAUUGGCCUUAUAUGUUUUCACAAACGAUAACAACGUGAGCGAUAAGAUUCUCAGGCAGACUACUAGUGGAGGAGCUUGCAUCAACGAUGUUAUUAUGCAUUGCGCAGUUGAUGCACUUCCGUUUGGCGGAGUUGGAUCCAGUGGAAUCGGUUCUUACCAUGGCUUUUCUAGUUUUGAAACGUUUUCUCACAAACGCUCUGUGCUACAGAAGAAGCUCGGAUGGGACUUUUUGCUGGCAUCACGUUAUCCUCCAUAUUCAAAUUCGAAAAUAAAUACCACCACGGCGUUGCUGAAAUACCGACCGGCUCUGCCGAAAUGGCUGGGAACAGCCAUUGUAUUUGGCGCCGGUGCCCUAUCUGGAUAUGUGCUUCGUCUCCUGACCAAUCCCCAGCAGCUCCCACGGGAAGUUAGGGAAGUUGUCUAUGGCGACGUUCCCAUGCAUGACGGCAUGUGAGCCUGGGCGCGGCAGUUCUCUUGUGGCCAAUGAUUUCACACUCGGUGAUUUGGUGAAUUAGCGGAAAAUGUUCGACGAUUUUCUCUUUUAUUGCAGCUGAUGAUAGAAACUAUAGUUUUUUCAUUUCUUGAUUUUUUUUGUUAUUACUUGGUGUUGGUGUGGUGUUGGAUUGGUGAAGGUGGACGGUGGUGAACGGAGUGUGUCAAUCGUGACGCGCCUUCGUAGAACUCUGCUGUUAAGAGUCAUUUUAAAAGUCGUUUUACUGAAAAAUUAAAUAUUUUCAACAUUUAGCGAGAAGAAAUUCAGGUCCACUUCAAAAGUUUGCCGGCCAAUGGCUCAAUAAACAAUUUGCCCGGUGC